Messenger RNA from Erythranthe guttata (spotted monkey flower), 1702 nucleotides. RefSeq names its product transmembrane epididymal protein (DUF716). The record is from RefSeq and is a predicted model, not a curated record. Lineage: Eukaryota; Viridiplantae; Streptophyta; Magnoliopsida; Lamiales; Phrymaceae.
CUGGGAAUCUUACAACUUUGCUGCCAGUAAAUGUUUAAAAAAUCUUUUCGUCGAUUUUCUCGAGUUAGUGGAGCUAUCUUAUUUUCCUGAAUCAAAUGAUUUGGAGUCGACACCCGGCCACUAUAUGCCUGCAGAUAUCCAUACGUGAUAUACUCUAAUUCCUUUUCUUUAAUCUUUUCCGUACAAUCUUUUAGCCUAACCUAUUGGUAGUGUUCGACAAAAACGAUCCAGUAUCCAAUCAGCUCUGCCCAUAUAUCUCUCUUUUCCUACAUUAAUUUGGUGGCCUAUUGUCAUAUCUGUUUCUUUUUCCUUUCAACUUUUCUUCUUUCUACUUCAUUUCGUGCACUAUCGCAUCCAAAAUGAAUUGAAUCUGAUUCAUGAUGGAUUCUGACUCAGUGACUCUGUAUGUGGUGUAUGUGCCUCUUUGUUUUAAGUAGGAGACAUUUCCUUUUCCGAUUAUUUUCUUUAAAUAGUAGGCAAAUGCAUGCUUUUCUUGUGUGCGCGUGUGUGUUUUAAGUGGAAACACAUGCACCAUGCACCAACAAAACUGAUAAGAUAUCAACUAAUUUUUUAUAUCCUUUUUCGUCAUGUUCGAGUGUAUAAGUUUCCAAUAGAAUGCAACGAAAACUAUCAUUGCCCCAUAUAUUAAAAAAUAAAUAAUACAGAAACUCCAAUGGGAACUUUUGUAGGGCAUCUAGUCCCUGGCUUGGCUCUUGUCUUCCUUGGCCUAUGGCAUACAAUCAACACAAUUCGGUCCUACUUCCUUAAAGGAUCGAACAAGUUUGUCCUAAAAUUUUGGUACCCGUUGAAGACUCCUUUUUGUAUACUAGCAAACCUCGAUCUCAUACUCGUCUUGUCGUUUUCACUAUUCGCAAUCUUGAUCCAAAUAUUCGACAUCCAAAACCUCCGGUUCUCAUUCAAGCUAGACAGUAUCGAGCACGCCACCAUAUUCCUACAGCUACUUAUAUUCUCGAGUUUCUCUCUCUUCACCGAGUUGACUCGUUUGACCGAAAGCAUGUCAUGUGUCUCGGGAAUCCUGGCCGCCUCGGUUUUCGGGCAGGAGCUUUUCUUGCUCCAUUACCACUCAACCGACCACGUAGGUCUAGAGGGGCACUACCAUUGGCUAAUGCAGCUCAUAGUUUGUGUUUCUUUUCUUGCAGCUUUAUACGCAGCCGCUUCUCCGACAAGCUUUCCUCCGGCUUUAAUCCUCUCUCUAUCGGUGGUUUUUCAAGGAUGCUGGUUUAUAAACAUGGGGUUUGUUCUGUGGGUUCCCGAUUUUGCCCCUCGAGGAUGCGAUUCACUGCGUGGAGAAGCAGUUGUGUGUGGGACCCACGAGGCGGAUGUGAGGGCAAGGGCAUUGGCUAACUUGCAGUUUUGUUGGAUAUUCUCUUCGAUUUUGAUCUUUGUGGCUUCUAUGUGUAUAGCUUUUGGCAGGCAGUGUACAUCGAGGAGGGAGUCGAUCGAGUACGAGCAGCUGUCAAGUCCUGGCCCACGCGACCCUCUUUCAACCGUUGGAUUCAAACAAAUCCAACUGUCUUGUAGGGUGAAAUGAAGGGCUCUUCCACUUUCAUGAAUCUAUUCGAUUUUGGGAAACGGCAAUCGAAUGUUAAGAAGAAAAACUAACUAUAUAGAUAGUUUGCAGAUGAGAUUCUCGACUUACAUAUAUCGACCUGCGAAUUGGUAAUAAUAUUAGAUUCUCAUU